AUGCGUGUUAAAACACAAUUAAAGCGCGGUAAAUCAUUAUAUGGUAAAAAUUUGAAAGAAAUUAUUGUGGCUGCAGGACGUAUACCAUUAUCAAGCGAUAAAAAAGAAGAAGAAAGCACUACAGAUCAAGAAAGUAUUAGUAUAAAAGAGAAAGUUCCUAAAAUUAAUUCGAGUGGAAAUAUUAGAUUAAAUUUAAACUUUGAUUCGUCGGAUUCUGGUCUUUCUUUAAGCUCUUUCCAUUCUAGAAGGAGAAAUAGGCGAAAAGGGCUCGCAGCUUCUCAACAAUUUUUCAAUUUAGAUCUCAACAAUCCAAAAAUCACACGUAACAAUUCAGAUGUAUUCAACAAUUUAAUUCACCAAGAUGUUUCUCGAGAGCUUCCUUUACCACCAAUUUCAGAAGACCACGAAGAAGAAAGAAUUCCAUUGAAUCACAGCACAAUUACAACAGAAGAAUUAGAUACUAAUAGUGGAUUGAUUCCACUUGGUGCCAGUGGCGAUUACAAUAUAAGUAACACGGAAUUAGUAUUUCAACUUAACGCAAACGUCUCUGACAUAUCAGGUGAUGAAAUGCCUCUAGCAAGCAUUAUUAAAAUUCCAUCAGCUGGCAUCUUUGCAAGUGAUACUUCAGAUGAUAAUACAACAUCUCAACAACCUAGUGUUCCUCCAUCACCAAAAACACCAUCAUCAUUAUCAAUGACUUCUGAUAUGGAUGUUUUUAUGCGUUUCAAGAGAAAUGGAAUUGAUACAAAACAAAAUGAACUUUUAGAUCGAGAUAUGUUUUCAGAUGAUUCAGAUUCCGUCAAAGUAGAGAAGAAACAGAAUACUAUAUCAAGAUUUAUGCUUGAACCAGAGUUUACUCAAGAAGAUACAGAAAGAUUGAGAUUAAGAAAUAAACAUCACAAAAGAUUUACAGCAAUGAUGAGCAUGUAUAAGAAGAAGCAUCGCAAACUUAAGAGUUCUGUCGUAAACAAUGAUGAAGACGAAGAAAACGUAAAAAAGAAAGGAAAAAAGCAUCACCAUCAUGAAGAACCAGAGAUUUUCAAGGAUGAUGAAGAUGCUCCACCUAGUCCCAAGCCAAAUAAGUUAAGAAGGGAUCAUAACUACGGCCAUCACAAAUAUUUGAAGAAUAUAUAUUAA
Molecule: messenger RNA, 1137 nt
Organism: Trichomonas vaginalis G3
Lineage: Eukaryota; Parabasalia; Trichomonadida; Trichomonadidae
Exons: 1
Coding region: 1-1137 (378 amino acids)
Source: RefSeq, a predicted model, not a curated record